ACGUCGCGCCGUGGUGUGGCAGGGCAGGGUGGGGGGGACACAGUCGGCUCCUGGCAGCCAUCCCCCGGCGUCGCACCGGCCGUCGCCGACGCCUCGUGUAGACCGGGGGGCGUCGUGAACGUGGCAUUACCAUUUUCACGGGGUGAGAACAAACAGCAAAAAAAACAAUGUAAUCAAUAUUUUAUUUUGCCGGCGCUCGCGUGAACGUUGCGCGCCCAUGAAGCAUUCAUUGUCUGGGUGGAAUGAGACCGCGCAAGGCAAUUAAUGGGUUUGUCAUAUACAGUGCGUGCGGCGGGUGCGCGCGUGUGUGUUCUAUAUGAAUGAAUUAAAUGACAUCUGGGCCACUGUGCAGAGAGCCACUGCAGCAGAUGUGGUGGCGGUGGGGUUUUCUUUUUUUUGGGGGGGGGGGGGGAUGGGGGUGUUUAUUCCGUGGCAACGAGCUGGCAUCAACAGCGGCGCGAUUUGCGAAUUCCUCUCCUCUAAGAAAGAAGACGGUAACGCACGCGUAUAUAUAUAUAUUUUUUUAAAAAUAAAAUCAUCGACGGCGCUUGACCCAAAUUCGUGGGACGAUGCCCCCGACUGUUAAAAAGAAGAGGCACGGGAGGAAGAGAUCGACGCGACACAGAGGUUGAAUGAUGACCAAGUCCUCCGGGUCGUCUCAACGAGGAAUGAGCAGCAUACACGGGCAGAGGUCUGGAGCUGCUGAAUAUAACUGACAACAAAGGAAAUCAUCGGAAGCAAAUGUGAGGCUCAAAAUAAGACUGAAAUAGGGAUGCUACUGCCGGUGGUGAAAUGUGAACUCAAAUCGUCGGAGGUCACAAAAUUCCAUCCCUUACAAUAAAAUCAAGGUAAAAAAUGGAAUGGCUGCAAUGCAGCUGCUGUAGCAUGUCUGUGCACUGGUGUGUGACCUUUAUGAGAUGGUAGAGUCUUCUAAAAGCGUGCACUUUCUUUUACAUGCACUCAAAAGACAAUAUUCAUCAAUCCGGUCAACCAAAAGAUGAACUCUCUCAUGCACCUGCCUCCGAAUUGUCCUAUCACAACAACAAAAGCCUCCUCACACAAGAAGAAGGGAUGUCAUCUCUCAACUAGCGCGCUUGCUUCGACAGUGCGACCAAGCACACGUUCGGCCGUAAAUGCGAAGGAAGGGCCAACCAAUGGCUUGUCUUCAAUCGAGUUUGAAGACAAGCGAGGGGGGUCCACUCGACUUGGCUCCGGCUCAGCUCGUCCCACCAGAGCGCCACUAAGGCGACGGGGCGCUUGACCGAGGCGCUCGAUACCGGAACGCACACACGUGCGUUUGAGGACCCUGCUCGGCCAUGCCGGUACGCAAAUACCGCCCGGUGCGGUUCCUGCGGCCUCCUUGGUCAGUGAAACGCGGCCACCUUGGGUGCCGCUCGCACCUCGUGGGGCCCUUCAGCAUCUUCUGCCUCUUCGUCGUCCUCUCCGCCUUCCCGCCACAGUGGCUAAGCUCGCGGCACGCUGCCCCUUUCGCCUUUUCUCCGGUUUCGCCAGACUACGGAGAGAGUGAGCGACAGCCCCAGCCGCCGCCGCUGCUAGUGGGGGAGGACGGAGGCGUCUUCUACCGCGCGCGGGGGUUCACACGGCGCCGCAACCCCGACGCGCUAGCAGCGUGGACGCUGCGGGCUCGGUCGGAGUGGACAGACGGGCGUUCGAAUUACGCGGGCGACGGGAAACCCGCUUAUGCAAAGGCCACUGCGGUGAAGGUGAACACCUCAAAGUCGGGGCCAGCAGUCCACAGGUUGGUGUCAAUGGGUCACGUGGAGUUUGCCGAGAACCUUUCUGUGGCCCACGCGGCCUCCGAUGGUGACAACGAUGUUCCGAUGGAGAGCCAAAACUUUGCGUACAUCCUCAACGAGCCCAACAAGUGUAUGCCGAGCCACCCCUUUCUCGUGCUCCUCAUAUCUUCCGUGCCGGCGCAGCUCGACGCCCGCCAGGUUAUCCGUGAAACGUGGGGGAACGAGAGUCUGGUGCCGGGCAUCGUCAUCAAACGGCUCUUCCUGCUGGGAGCGGCGCCUGCGGAGGCAGGAUCGUUGCGUGUGCAGUCGCUCCUCGAGGAAGAGAGCCGUCGUCACGGGGACCUCCUGCAGCAGAACUUUGUGGACACUUACUACAAUCUGACGCUAAAGACCAUGAUGGGCCUCCACUGGGUGUCGGAGCACUGCCCUGACGCGGCCUACGUCAUGAAGACCGACAGCGAUAUGUUUGUAAAUGUGGAGUUUUUGGUGAGCACGGUUCUCAAGCCAGAGCUCCAUCAGCCUUCGCUCCCUGACUACUUCACGGGCUACCUGAUGCGCGGCUACUCCCCGAACCGCAACCCCGAGAGCAAAUGGUACAUGCCGGUGGAGGUGUACCCGGGGGAAAGGUACCCCACCUUCUGCUCGGGCACCGGCUACGUUCUGUCGGGCACGCUGGCCGCUCGCGUCUACCGCGUGUCCCUCACCAUCCGGCGGCUGCACUUGGAGGACGUCUACGUGGGGCUGUGCUUGGCCAAACUCCGCGUGACGCCCACCGCUCCGCCCAGCGAGUUUCUCUUCAACCACUGGCGGGUGUCCUACUCGGCGUGCAAGUACAGCCACCUGGUCACGUCGCAUCAGUUCUCCCCGGCCGAGCUGCGCCGCUACUGGGGUCACCUGCAGCAGCACCGGAGCAGCCCGUGCGCGGGCAGGCGUGGCAAGGGGCGCAACCGGAACAUUCGAGCCCGUCGGCGCCGGCAGGAGAUUCCAGAAAGGCUGCCCCGGAAUGCGAUUCACAUCAACUGACGGGCCCCUGGAGAGGAACCAAUGGAUGGACGUGGAAUGUCGAACGCUGAAUUUCUGUGCUCGUACAACGUGAAUAUGAAAGGGAUCUAGGUUUUUGAUGUUGGCCGAUUUACAGCAAGCUUCCGCUCGGCAUUCCAGGAUAUCCUGUCGUAAUGCAUUUGAGGGUUUUUUUUUCAUGCAGAAUCUUCCCCUGUGCCAUUUUUUUAAAAUCACAAUUCCACCUUCCUCCUGCCUGCUGCACUUACUCCUUGCACUGCUUCCCAUGACGUCAUCUGUGUCCCAUCUGAUUCACAUGUCCGAGUGACCUUGCCUGCCUUUGGAUGUUAUUGCUGUUAUAUCCAUGACGUCUGAUCUAAGUAGGGCAGUCAUUUGCCACAUUUCGUUUCUAUUGCAGUAGAUGAGAGAACCUGGAGUCAUAAUUGGUGACAAGAGCCUGAACAAUGCUUCUGGAAAGAUUAUGGUUUAAUUUCAUAGACCACACAACACAUUUCGAUGUGACACCGUUUGGACUCGGCAAUUCCCUAUAUUUAUUUUUAAACGUCCUUGCAGAAAUUGUUUACAUUUUAUAACUUAUACAGAUUUGAUAAAAUGAAAUCGUAUAGCAUGAAGUGCCCAGUACAGUUUAUCUUUAAACAAACUAUGGGUCCACUGUAGCGCUUUUGGGGCCAAUGAAUGAGUGUUUUUCAUGACAUCUGACUGUCGACCAGGCCUGGUUGGGCCCACCGAAAUGAAGCUCACCCACUAUGCCACCAGUCACCUACCGGAAAGUGUGACAGUUGCCACAAACACUGCUGCAAGCGAUUAUCAUCUUGUAUGGGAUUGUUGUCAUCCCCUACACAAGACUCUUGAUGAACACCACGAUUGUUGUGGUAAGCUGUGGUGUUGUGCUGCAGUGCCAAAGGGGUAGUGAUCGUCAUCAGGAUGUUUUUUUAAAAGCCAUUUCAAUCCACUGCUGAAUUAAGGGGCUUCUUCGCCAGUGCCCCAACACCGAGUCCUAUGCAGCCACGAAAGGAAAAUACAGCAGUGCUGAGUUUUACUCUGAUUCGUUGUUGAAUUCACCACACGAUAGUGACAUUGUUUUCAUGUUUUAAGGUGUUUUAGCUGAGCAUUUUAAAUAAUGUAUGGUCGUGCGAGCCUGUGACCAUAACUCUCCGAUUUCUCAACGUUACUGCUCUACACAGCGUUAGACUCCCAACCCAAAGUGUCACAAUUACAUGACGAUUUGGGUAAGGGCUUGGUGCAGAUCGUGUUGCAGUUUGGUUAACAUGGGAAUCAAAUGGAGUCCCCUCUCCAAUUUCCUUCACACAUUGAAGGCUAGCGCCUGCAUAUCUUCAAACCGUGGACCCAGGUACAAUUGUACCACUCGAUAGCUAUGCCGCCGAAUGCAAAUUUUCUGAAUGCACCCAGUGCAUGCAAAUAAUUUGCCUCGGGAGUAUCCCACAUCGUAAAAGGGCAUUUCUUGUGGCUUUUUUGUCGUGAACUUUUAAAUAAUUGAUGUUCGUAUGAAACUUUAAUACGCUAUCGAAACCUUACAACAGAAUCGAAAAUUGGGCAAAUUGAUGAGAGGUUCGUAUAAAAUAAAUGGAACUGAAAUGAUAAAAGGUGAUUCGGUAUAAAUUUUAAGAAAGACUUUUGUGUGGGAGGCAAGUUGAAUGUCAGCAAGCCUGGUAUGUAACUUGAACCAUAAAACCCCAUUCUAAAAUGUUGCUAGCCCCAACACGCCUAGUCUUAACCCUGCCUGGCAUCUUUCACCAUAAAUAGGACACUUAACAAGCCUAACCUUUAUCAGUCAACUUUAACAAGGCACGUCUUUAGCCUGACCCUAACACAUCCGGCGCUUACCCAAACGCUAAUCACUACCGUGUGUAGUUUGAACCUUGCCAUAUUGAUUGAUUGACCUUUUCUCUCCCGAUAUCAAAUCGAUGUCUCAUCAACUCAAGUUCUUGAUGCACAUCCCAAGGAGCAAUUUAAGCCAUUUCCAAUAAUAUUGUGAGUUAGUAUUACUGUAGCCAAUUCGCAUGGCCUUUUUGUUUCCACGCAAAUUAUGGCCCGAAAGAGAUCUCGGAUCAAAAUGUGAUGCACUCUACCAUCAAGUGUCCCUGCAGAAGACAGUCUAGGGGAUAAGGGGGCCUUCCUGUUUGAGGCUGAUGUCUUGAAGGCGCCCUUGGUAGGUAUGUAGAAUCGAUUGAAAACUGAACCUCACAGCCUAUAACGUGUCUCACUGUGUGUGUGUGUGCAGCCCUUGCCCCUGUGUGCACUAUGAAAUGUAACGUACGUGUAUAUGCACUAUGAAUUAUGGUGUUGGGCCUUUCAUAUUAUCUGCAUGCUGUAGGCCUAGGGCGUCAUAGUGAUGCAGAGUGCAGCGUAACUACCCACUGACUACUCGGUUGCAAUUGUGUACAUACAAUAUCAAUGGGCUCUCACCUGCUUAAAUAAAAGGAUGUGAAUUCAUGGAAUUUUUUUACACGGUUAUUUAUCAUGAAGUUUCACAGUACAGUGUGCUGACCAUACAGGGUGCAAUUAAGGCCGCAAAUUAGCAGAGGCCAGCACUCGUGAAAUAAAACUGAGCUCGUGCUUGUGUUGUCUCGCUUAUGGCUCGGCCUGCGGUGUGUUGAGACUCGGGGGAGUGCAAGAUGUAAAGACAAUUAAAUGUUUCCAACGAGGAUGGUCCACCACGAGGCAAAGUGCACGUACAUGCACAGCCCUUUUGUCAACCACUUCUGCACGAGGGCUCCUUCCCCAUGCCGUAACCUCCGGUUCGCACGGUUUGCUACGUACGGUUCGAAAGAAGCUCAACAUGUGUACGAACAUACAUGCCAUGGUAGUAAUGCGUGUUGUGAGGCCAGACUUGACCACAGAGGUGGAUCUCAAACUAUCCAAGUGGGGAGGCCGGUCCAAAAACAUAGUUGCCCAACGUCAAUAAACAAGCACAUUGUAUUCUCUAUGGUAAAUAUCAAUAGAAUACCAAUUUUGGGGUCUCAAGAGCGGUGGGGGCGAUCACCCUCCAUAAUUUCCUUACCCUUGGAUCCGCCACUGCUUGACCACGCUAACUGGUUGGUGAAGGCAGGGCACGUAGAUAUGGGAGCAUGGAAGUACAGCAUGACAGUAGAUUUUUGCUGUACUUCUCUCUGCUGUCUGCAACCUUAGGAUAAGUAAUUAUGAACUCCUACAUUUGAACCUUAUGGCGGGACCCCGGGGUCCCAUAAGCCCCCGGCUCUCGCAUAUACAUUAUAUUAUAAUGUAAACAAAAACUUUGCUUUUUUUCACCAAUGGGUUUGAAGGAUUGUGGCAAGUGUUGUCUUGUUAAACUAUGCCUUUGAAACUGAAAACUACUUACACUAUCAAAAAAAUGAUUUACACCCCUGUCAAUCAUCGUGCUACUCAGUGUGGAUUUGUGAACACACUUUGUAUACAUAAAAUAGUAAGCGUUUUCAAUGCGCUGUUCAUAUUGUAACAAGCGUUUAUACCAAUGUUACUCUACCGAGUAGUGGGUCGCCGCUCCUCUUAUCCGCAUUGAUACGAGCGGUAUGUGGGGACUAUGGCUUAACCGCAAAAAAUAACUAUCAGCGCAGAUGUAUACGGACAAGAGAAGUAUUACAAAACAGGAGAAAUUGACGGUGCAACGCAUCUCAUCUGUUUAAUAUCUGCAGGUAAUAGGAUUGUCAUCGAUUGAUCCUGGCUGCAGACACUGGUAGGUCACAAAUAAUAAUGAGGAUAAGAGAGCAGUUUCACUGUGUUACGCAUAACGUUAUGACAAAUAAAGGACUUAAGUCGUGUCGGCAGUUUGAGCAGCUUUGGAUAAGACUUAUGAUCCUGCCCGUACCCGAGCAUGGAGUGCAUUCGCUUGUUCAGCUCUUGUGCGCAUUCGUCCUCGCUGCUGCGCUUGGACGACGACAUGACAACAGAAUGAUCCGCGCCAGGUGGGUCGCGGCGUUUAUGUGGGAUGGAGUCGCCAAAAAAAAUAAUGAAUUUCGAUUUUUACUUUCGUUUAUUUCCUGGACGUCGGGGUCCCGCCAUGAGGUUCAUUUGGUAGGAGUGGUCAGUGUCCAUUCAAAAUGUGUGGGCCUGAGCCAGUGGUGGAAAUUCCACAUUCUGUUGGUGGGGGCCAGGAUAUCCAUUGGAAGACUACGGCUGCUUUCCCGCAAAGUGGUAUACAAUGGUUCGGAUAUCACUCGCCACAGUAAUAGAAUUCGGAUCACCAGGUCCAUAGUGUUGUGCGCGAACCACUGCGUCACUGCUCCCCCUGGAAACAUGCUUAAUGUCACAGUAUAUGGAAGGGGAGAGGCCCAAAAGUUGUUCAACCACGAAAGCAGAGAUCCAAGUCAUUAAUAUAUUCUGCUCACUAAUGCUAUGUUCCCACGGCCUUGGUGAAUGUGUUAUAGCUUCCUUAUCAAAGCAACACUGCCCACUCAAAUCUGGUCAUGCAUCUGGGUUUGUCGCUGACUUGGCACGGUAUUGCUACCAUGGAAAUCUGGGCUUCCUGACUCGGCUGGCCUGCUUUUCUAGUGGCUAUGGGAAUGUGGCACCACGUCCGAUAAAUAAUCUGCCUGAUAAGCCAGGCACAUGGCAGUGGUAAUGAUUGACGUUGUCGUGACUAUCUGGUCAAAUUAUGUGACACUCAAGACAUGAUGGGGAUUGGCAUGUGGACUAUGUUAGUGACCUUGAUCUGAAUUGACUUUGAUAACAUCGAUAAUCACGCCCUGCAGUCAGGAUGCAGUCAACAUGACUUCUAUAGCUGAGUGUCACAAUUGUAAAUGCAUGAUGAAAAUGAAUGUUGAUGCAUUGUUCUUCAUCUUUAGGCAACUAAGUAUGUCAGUAUUCAGCAUUGUGUCAAUCACAGUUUUUAUGACAGGGUAGUGCCCUCCAUCAAUCCCAGCCUGAAUCUCCCACAAGUCAUUGCGUCAAAUCCACUUUAGUGAGGGUUAAAAUCACAUUUAGAAUCAAAAUCCGUUGUUAAAGUAAUCUAUCUGAAUCUCAUACUUGUCAAAACAUGGAUCAUGUACUCACCCUCCCAUAUAUACACGAAUAAAAACCAAGAUUUGUUUGUUUAAGUUGAUUUUAGGAGUCAAAGGGGACCCUCCACAAGUGUUGAAGAUUUUGCACGUAAUUUCAUCGCUAUCAUAUAUAUCAUGACAGUCCAUAACAGUGCGCAUGAUGCAUGAAAGGGCGAGUCAUACUAUAAAUCCCAUACUAUUCAGAACACAAUUCCGAUGCCAGUUAAGAGCAAACAUUCCAUAAUGUGAGAGCCAGAAUCCCAUAAUGUGAGAGACAGAAUCAAAUACUCCUCUGAAAGUAAUUGUAUUCGGACCCUCAUUGCCAUAAGGGAAGAGCUGAUUCCCUUGAGUCAGAGCGUGAAUUCCAUUAUAGCGUUAGAACCAGUAAUUCAUUUUCCUCCUCUAUGGCCACCCAUUUGUUUAAUCUACGAAGUGUUUUCAUUCGCACCUUACCUUAAAAAUGUUUUACCGUAUACCUCCUGCUUUGCUGGUCUAAGUGAUGUAAUCUGUCUGAUGUCUAUAUUGGUUCGAACAUCAAUCCUCUGCCAGCACCCCGAUGCAUAAAUACAGGCAAAACCACAUAUUUUAUACUGGUAGGAACCUCCUGGUUACACC
Molecule: messenger RNA, 8389 nt
Organism: Lethenteron reissneri (Far Eastern brook lamprey)
Lineage: Eukaryota; Metazoa; Chordata; Hyperoartia; Petromyzontiformes; Petromyzontidae
Gene: B3GALT2
Product: beta-1,3-galactosyltransferase 2
Biological process (GO): protein O-linked glycosylation
Cellular component (GO): Golgi membrane
Molecular function (GO): N-acetyl-beta-D-glucosaminide beta-(1,3)-galactosyltransferase activity
Source: RefSeq, a predicted model, not a curated record